CUGAGCUGGUGGAUUGUCGAACAGUGCCGGGCAGUGAACAUCACAAAUCCAACCCCGGUUCAAGUGAACUGCAUCCCGGCGGUCCUGGACGGCUGUGACGUGAUCGGCUGCGCAAAGACUGGCACCGGGAAGACGCUCGCCUUUGCCUUGCCGAUCCUUGAAACUCUGUCCCAUGAUCCGUACGGUAUCUACGCCUUGGUGCUGACGCCAACGCGAGAAUUGGCCAUUCAGAUCGCCGAGCAGUUCGAGAUCCUCGGGAAGCCGUUAAACCUGAAGACUUGCAUAGUACCGCACGUCCUCAUCGCAACUCCCGGCCGUCUUGCCGACCACAUCAGCAGUAGCUCCGAAUUGAACCUGAAAAAAAUACGUUACUUUGUUAUGGACGAAGCGGACCGUUUGCUUGAUGGCCAGUAUGACAAUGAACUGAAGACCAUUUUCGAGGCACUGCCUCAAAAACGACAGACCGCUACAGUAACGGACGCAAUUGCCCGUGUGAAAGAAAUAGCGACGUCGAAGCCAUUCUUCUGGCAGGAUGAAAGCGACGUGCUGACUGUCGAUACGCUGGAGCAACGCUACGUGCUGUGCCCCCAGGACGUGAAGGAUGCAUACCUCGUGUAUGUAGUGAAGAUGUUUCACGAGAGAAACCCGAGGAGCGCGAUUCUCAUAUUCUGUCACACGUGCCACGAGUGCCAAGCGCUCUGCAUGAUGUUCAAGAACCUUGGAUUCGAAGUGUGUGCAUUGCAUUCUAUGAUUCAUCAGGCCGAACGCAUGAAAUCACUUGACAGGUUCCGGUCCAACAUCUUGAAGAUCAUGGUAUGUACGGACGUUGCCGCGAGAGGACUUCACAUUCCUCGUGUAGACCUGGUAGUGAACCACAACGUACCAUUGCAGCCGAAGACAUACGUGCAUCGGGUCGGUCGUGCGGCGAGGGCUGGCCUUCCGGGAAAAGCAAUAACAUUUGUGACACAGUACGACGUUUGUCUGAUUCAAGCAGUUGAAAAGUUGAUCAACUGCAAGUUGACCGAGUUGAAAAUUUCCCACCGUAAGGUGUCGCAGCAUGUUACAGAGGUUCUAGUUGCGAAACGUGAGGCCGAAGUAAAAUUGGAAGCGAAUAAAUUCGGCGAAGAGCGCGAAAUUCAUCGUCGCAAGCAGAUGAUCCUCGAGGGACUGGACCCUGCUGACGUGUCUAAAGCGAUUGAACGAUCGAAAGCCUCCAGAAUGCACCGAAGUAAACGUAAAAUCGACAGCAUUAAAGCAACUUUGAAAAGUAAACGGACUAAACGUGGAAAGUGAAA
Molecule: messenger RNA, 1295 nt
Organism: Soboliphyme baturini
Lineage: Eukaryota; Metazoa; Nematoda; Enoplea; Dioctophymatida; Soboliphymatidae
Source: the annotation of a GenBank genome assembly